AUGGAUACGAACGUAAAUUUUUCAGAUGCUGAAUUAUAUGAUGCGAUCUUGAUAGAAGACCUAGCGCGUAUUAACGAUUUUACCCCAAAACGGGGGUCCAACUUUUACAUCGAUUUAAGAACAACGGGACUUCUUCAUGAAAUCCUUUCAAAGGGCUUAGCAAUUCUCCCCCUCCACCUGGCUGCAUCUUACAGGAGAGUGAAGAGCCUUGAGAGCCUUCUCUCUGCCGGGGCAGACCCGGAGAUCAGGGACCAGCGAGGGCGCAACGCCCUGCACCUGGUGAUCACCCACUGGCCCACCAUCCUGGCCUCCUGGCCCAAGCCACGCACCAAGUUUGAGAUGGCCAUGAUGUCCAUGCAGCACCGGGCCGAGGCCUGCCUCAGGGUGCUCUGCAACCACGGAGUCAACAUCAAUGCAGAGGUGGACAGUGACGGCCGCCACACCGCGCUUCACCUGGCCGUUCGCUAUGGAGCCCUGCCCGCUAUCAGCAUCCUGGCGAGCCACGGUGCCAAAAUCAACACCAUCGACCACUUUGGGAUGAUGCCACUGCAUAUGGCUGCCGGGAUCCUCAAUACAGAGAUGACAGCCAGCCUGAUCAAGCUUGGGGCCGACGUCAACAAGGUGAUGAGUAAGUCGGGUAACAGCCCCCUCCACCUGGCUGCCCUGGCGGCGGCCAACAAGCCAGUGAAGGCCCUGGGAGUGGACCUGGGCUGUAUCAUUGAGCUGCUGGAUCAGGGGGCUGACCCGAACACAGUGAACCAUGCCGGGCGCACGGCCCUGCACGAGGCCUGUAGCGGGGGCCACGAGGCCGUGGUGGCGCUCCUUCUGAAGUAUGGAGCGGACAUCAACCAGCUGACCACCGCAGGGGAAAACUGCCUCUUCCUGUACCUGGAUCAGAAGCUCAACCUGAGGCACACCUCUCUGUUGUGGAAGCUCCUCGCCAUGACUUACCCCCUGACCAUCAGCAACAGAGAUGGCCACCUUCCCAGCUCUUUAAUGCUCCCAGAGUACUUUGACCAGCGAGACCAGCUACUGAACCUGUGCCAGCAGCCUAGGAGCCUCAUGGACAUAUGUAAGAUCCACAUCUACCAACGCUAUCGGAAGAGUCAUGGUAGAGAAUGCCUGAAGCAGGUUCUGCCAGACAGGGUGCAUGACUUUGUGUUUAACCAUUGGGAAAACGCAUGUGAUGUCAUGUUUGUUAAGGAGGGUGAUGACAUCCCACCUCGGUUCCCCCGCUUUCCCAAUAUGGAGGACUUCACCAUGCCUCAAGGAGUCUAACUCCUCCUGUCCAAGGAGAUGAAGGCUACAGCAUGUUACUUUAACAUUUUAACACACAUUACCUCAACAUAUUCCAUGAACCUCCAGAGAUAUGGAGAGGUUCACAAGUGAUCAACCUCAUCAGAG
Molecule: messenger RNA, 1404 nt
Organism: Oncorhynchus masou masou (cherry salmon)
Lineage: Eukaryota; Metazoa; Chordata; Actinopteri; Salmoniformes; Salmonidae
Product: ankyrin repeat domain-containing protein 61-like
Exons: 5
Coding region: 1-1278 (425 amino acids)
Molecular function (GO): protein binding
Source: RefSeq, a predicted model, not a curated record